CGGGUUUUUUUGAUUCACAUAAUACAAGUAAAAUAGUUAAAGUUAUUUUAACAAAAUUUUGGUAACAUAACUGUGAAUUUUAUGAACCAUUACAACUCUACUAACGUUGGUUUAGUUUUUAUGUGGACAUAGUAAAUAUUAAGCACUACCUGCCAGCACAUCUCUCACUCUCACUAAAUCUCACUAAGAAUGUCACAGCUAUCUGAAAUUAUGUCCACUCAGAGAAGUCUUGAGGAAUCUUUCAUCAAGAAGAUGCAUGAUCUUGAACAACAAAUUCAAGGUGCAGGUCCUGGUAAGGAAACGGUUGCCAAGGUGGCCGAGGAGUUCCGGACUUUUAGAGAGCUCAUGUUUAAUAUGCUUGGAUUACUUAGAAAGCAAAUAAAUGAGUGCUGCAUGCAAAUUGAGGCCAUUGAGACCAGGCAUCGACGCAAGGCCUUGAUUCUUCUUGGAGUUGCUGAAUCCGAAAAGGAGGAUUGCAAAGAACAGGUGUGUGGCAUUCUCAAUUCGAAGUUAGGCCUCAAGGACAUUUCAAGGAAUUCUCUCACAGUGUGUCACAGAUUGGGAUCUUCUUCUAGCAGCAACACUGAUGAUAACCAUCGUCCCAUUCUAAUUCGGUUUGCACAAGUUGAAGCACGAACUUCAGUCUGGAGGGCAAAGACCGGUUUGAAGGGGACUGGCAUCUCGGUGAGGGAGUUCCUCACAAAGUCAAGACAAGCCGUUUUUAGCAAAGCCCGUCUGCAUUUUGGUAUUCGGUCAUGCUGGACACAAGAUGGAAUCAUAUUUGUCAAGUCUUCCGAUGGCAAGCGGCACAAGGUGGUGCUGAGAGAAGAGUUGGACUCCCUGAUUGCAAAAUAUCCGAAGGCACUCUUAACGACAGCGGCUUUGAGUGGGCGCUCUGGAAAUAAGAAUAAUAAGUAAUGGCUUCAUUUUAUAUUGUAAUGAUGAUCUCACCUUUAUUCACGUAUCGAUUUUUUUUUUUUAGAUU
Molecule: messenger RNA, 985 nt
Organism: Diatraea saccharalis (sugarcane borer)
Lineage: Eukaryota; Metazoa; Arthropoda; Insecta; Lepidoptera; Crambidae
Source: the annotation of a GenBank genome assembly